CGCGGCCCCCCAGAAGCCGCGCACCAAAGAUCACUCUUACCCAGGGUCACUCUUGCGUGUCGCCGACCUCCCCCCUUUCGGGUGUCGGAGGUGGGUCGGCUGCGCCACCCGCGGGGUGAGGGACCGCCAGGCAAGGCGCGACGGGGCUCCUCGGAUGCACAGAAGAGAGCCUACGCCCUGCCAACGGGGCCUCUGAGGGCCGGGGGGCCUCUGAGGAGCUUCUGGCAGGCCUUCUGAGCCCAGGCCCCCGCCCUCAGAGAAAGCCUCCACCCCCCCGCCCGCCCUCUUAGAGGGCCGCGCUCCCUGCGCCACCCCCCUUCGUGCGCGCCGCCACCAAGACGGGGAAAGACACCCUCGAGUUCCUCGCGGGCAGGACGUCGGCGGUGAAGGGCUUCGGCAUGCUCUCCUUUGUGGAGUUCGGCCGCAGCGCCAGCGGAGAGUUCUUCUGGGGCCCCCCUCGCGAGGGGAGCUCCGGGGCGGAGGGGGCCGAGGAGCUGGAUCAUGUGAUCACGUCCGCCGACGUCGUCUUCUUUGACCUGCCCUCCUGUCCCUUCUGCAGGCGCGCGGAAGCUGCUCUGCGGUCCGAAGGCAUCGACUUCAGGAUGGUGCACAUCUCGGAGUACAGAGGUGAACUGAAGCAGCGAACUGGGAAGACCUCGGCCCCAUCGGUCUGGAUUAAGGGGACCUACGUCGGUGGCUGCAACGACGGCACGGAGCCGUGGCACGGAGUGCUACCAAUGCUUGCGAGCGGGAAGUUCCAGGACAUGUUGAAGCAUUAAUUCCCCAAGUGAGACAGUUUUAAAGGCACUGUUGUUACGAUGAAAGCGAACACCUCCUGGAAAGGAAGUUUGCUUGAUACAAAGACAGCGGGCCUGCACGGAUAUCUCACGCUCUGAUCAAGCUCUUCCUCACCGUACGAAGCGAGCACACUAUUCUGUCGGCUGCUCAGAGCGUUUCUCCGGGAGUUUUCUGAGGGCUAGCGCCGCAUAUUUUCCUUAACGUUCAGCUGCGCGCCGCUGAAUACAUUCUCGGCGAUAGAUCCUCGGCUCACUUCCGCAUCAAUCGUCCUUUUGAUGUGGACCAGCAACUGGUUGAAGUCUAUGUGGAUGGUCGCUUUCCUAUUUUUUCUCACUGACUUCUAGGCGACGCGGCGACGCUUGCUGACGAUGCAAAGAUCUUGUGCGCUUUGUUCCCCAGAA
Molecule: messenger RNA, 1199 nt
Organism: Prorocentrum cordatum
Lineage: Eukaryota; Dinophyceae; Prorocentrales; Prorocentraceae
Source: the annotation of a GenBank genome assembly